Molecule: messenger RNA, 969 nt
Organism: Penicillium brevicompactum
Lineage: Eukaryota; Fungi; Ascomycota; Eurotiomycetes; Eurotiales; Aspergillaceae
Product: NADP-dependent oxidoreductase
Exons: 1
Coding region: 1-969 (322 amino acids)
Molecular function (GO): oxidoreductase activity
Source: RefSeq, a predicted model, not a curated record
AUGACCGAAAUGCGUGCCCUCAUCCAGCAAGCCGCCACCUCUAAAACCCUCACUUUAACAAAAACACCACUUCCAACCCCAACGCAGGAGGAACACCUGAUCCAGGUGAAAGCAUGCAGUCCCUGUGCAGGAGAACUCCUCUGGCCAGCCAACUUUCCACCCGCCAACCCACGUACUCUGAUCCCAUGCCCCGACGUGGCGGGAGUAGUGGUCUCGGCCCCACCAGGCUCUCCAUUCCAGCCCGGUGACUCUGUCUACGCGCGCACCAACUACAUUCGACCCGGCAAUGCGUGUGACUAUACUGUCGCUCCUACAGAUGAGCUGGCGCAUAUGCCGAAAGGGAUGAGCUUUGUCCAGGCUGCCGCGGUACCUGUUUCAGCGCAGACGGCGUGGCAGAUUCUUCUUGUGCAGACUUUUGGGGAGUUGGAUUGGGAAGCCGCGAAGAAAAUCUGGGGCGGCAAGAAGGUUCUCGUUACGGCUGCGUCUGGGGGUGUUGGGAUGUGGGUUGUGCAGUUGGCGGGGUUACUGGGGGCGGAGGUGGUAGGGACCGCUGGCGGGAAUAUGGGGGUUGUGAAAGAGUUGGGUGCGGAGGUGCUUGACUAUCGGACCACUGACUUGAAGGCAUGGGCGAAAGAGGAGAAGGUGGAUGUUGUUAUUGAUUGUGUUGGGGGAAAAUCUUUGCGGGAUGCAUGGUGGACUGUUAAGGAUGGAGGCGUGGUGCUGAGUAUUUUCCAGCCACCUUUGAUGGUCAUCCCGGAAAAUUUCGAGGGUAAAGGUGUGAAAGAUGUAUUCUUUGUUAUGCAACCUGUUGGCGAUCAGCUGAAGGAGAUCACCAAAUUGAUCGAGGAGGGGAAAUGCCGAGGGAUUGUUGACAGUGUUUGGCCGUUUGAGCAGUAUGAGGAGGCAUUCAGGAGGCUGGAUACAGGUCACGCAAAGGGGAAGAUCAUCUUGGAUCUUGGACUGAAUUAG